Molecule: messenger RNA, 4280 nt
Organism: Rhipicephalus microplus (southern cattle tick)
Lineage: Eukaryota; Metazoa; Arthropoda; Arachnida; Ixodida; Ixodidae
Biological process (GO): regulation of canonical NF-kappaB signal transduction
Cellular component (GO): plasma membrane signaling receptor complex
Molecular function (GO): metal ion binding; protein binding
Source: RefSeq, a predicted model, not a curated record
UUUAUUUUCAUCGCGCUCAUGCUGUGCUUCAGAAAGUGCAUAUGUCGCUCGGCGAAAAGAACGCGCCCACGAGAGCAGUUCCAAAUCAAACUCAACAAAGAAAGACCGCGCGGCGUUGGUGAACCGCAGAGAAUUCGCUCAGUGUAGAAUUCGUGAGCAACUGUCAAGCAGCUGCCUGCCCAGAGAACAGCGCCAUGGCCACCCAUCGGUACACGUGCGUCGGUUUUUCGCCCAAAAUAGAUUGGAAAUGCAUCGAGUUCCUGUUGCCCAUGCCCGUGUACCGCAUCUGCAGCAUCUGCGGAAUUGUUCCCGACUUGAUCUUCAGUCUUGAGUGUGGCCACGUCUUUUGCACCACUUGCAUGAACGAACUCAUGUUGAACUCGCCCGUCGUCGUGUGUCCUUUCGACAAGGGCAGUUUCGAGGAAGGUAGCGUGAGCCGCGACUCCUCGUCACAGGCGUACGUCAGCGGCUGCAAGUCCUACUGCCUCAACAAGUCGAGCGGGUGCAAUUACGUGGGUCCCGUGUCCGAAAUGGUGGAGCACUACUACUCCGAGUGCAGCCACCACAUGGUCCACUGCCGCUCCUGCAAGAAGCCCGUCGCCAGAAAGAACGUGAUGGCCCACCUGCGCUCCGGCUGCAAGUCGGACGUGAUGGCAACCAGUCAGGCGCCGUCCGCGACCGCAAGCGGCGGCUCCGACGCCGAGUGCUCCCUGUCGACGCUGGUAAGCAAGAUCGAAAACCUGGAGAACGUCGUGCUGACGCGUACCAAUCGGCUCGAAGAAAUUCUGCGCGAACGCGCAACUGUCGACGUCCAGCCGCCGCCGGCGCCGAUUUUAAACAGCGAAGUCGCGAGGGCUGAAAGCCAUUCCCGACCGGACACUACCGCUACGGCAGACACUACCACGCAGGCCGGCGAAGAACGACAACCCGACGUCGCGUCUACGUCAUCGACUUCACUCUCCGAAGCCAACGGUGACGUCACGCCUGUAACCAACGGUGGAGCCGCGGGCGAUGAAUCGCCGAACAGCUCGAGAGAGGCCUCGCCGUCGGAACCCCAGGUUAAUGGUCUCAAUGGGGAGCCUGAAGACCAGGCUGUUGUUGAGUCAACCUCGGGUGCAGCCGCAGUGGAGCCCUGCACGGGUCCGAGCGUUUUCUUCAUUUACAACUGGGUGAUCAAGCCAUUCCGCAAGUACCGCAACGCCCCCUUGCAGGUCUUUACGAGUGACGUGCUCACUGUCGGUGAGAAUGGGUACAGGAUGAAGCUCGAGGGCAAGUUCCAUGACCUCGGGGACUCUUCGCUAUACCUCGCACUAUACCUAAGGAUCAUGAAGGGCCCCAACGAUGCCUCGCUUGAGUGGCCGUUCAACCGGAAAUGCACCUUUGUGCUUCUCCACCACAAGCAGCGCACCCGAGACGUGAGCUUCGAUGUCUUUGCCCUCAAGGGCGUCGAGGAGAUGCAGAACGCGGCCAACACUGUUCUCAAGCGGCCCAAAAAGAAAGAAAACGACAGCAUCGGCCUAGACAGGUGCCUGUCGGUGACACAAAUGCUCCAGAGCGGGUUUGUCAAAAACAACGAAUUCAAGGUGCGUUUUGUCGUCGAAUGAAGAACAGGAGUUGUCAGGACACAACCCGGAAGUCUCGACUUGCUUUCGGCCCCGAUCAGUUUCCUGUAAAGGGCCGACAAAACUGUCGAUUCAUAAUUCAUUUCAUUUUCUUCUUAUUGCCUUUCUUCAAUGACAUAGUGAAUAUGUCGUGUUGUCUUGUUUAUGCGCUCAGAUUUAAGAGGGCAACGAGCAUUGAGCAGAGUGCUAACAGUUUUUUUUUAGCACCUUAGCCAUCAAAGUCGUCGAAGAGUUUUUGCAGCACCUGAGUGUUCUACCAAAGCAUUUGAAUUAGUCACGGCUAUGUGACAGUUGUAUAUCUCCUCCACCUUUUCUUACACUCUUUCAUACUUCGUCUCUUAUUUGACCAUCUCAACUGUGAUAUGCAUAAAAUCUAGACUUGUUAUUACCUUUACGCUUACCUCACUGAAGCAGUUUCAUCAGUUUAUCAUAUCAUUUGCAGAAACACUUUUAUAGAAUCUGCUUGCAAGGCACAGUUGAGCUUCAAGCUAAACCCUCUUGUGCAUUCGGUUCAAUGAUUAAACAAGGGUGCAGGCUUUCUAUAACGGGUGGCAUCCUGAUGUUCUAGCUAAUUAUGCUGGUGAAAGAUUAGCAAGAACCAAUUCUAUUUAGUAGUCCUUGGUCACACUUAAAUGAUUGUGAAGUGGCAUUAAGUGCAAGCCAUCUUCUGAACAUUGCCAGGAUGCUGAGAAAUGUAAGCACUUCUGUGUUGAUGUACAAGCAGUAGGUUCGCAUUGAUAUGUCUUUGCUUAUGGGGGCAUUUAAGUCAGCUUAUUUACACUUCUUUUAAAAAAAGGUUACCCUCGUGAAUUUCACAGUUAUAAUGCUGUAUGUUUAGUUGUGUGCUUCCAUUUAAUGGGGUAACUACAGCUAAUUCCUGCAUUUAUUGCUUCUUGCAGCCCUGUCUGUUUAGGAAUUAUUACAUGAAAACUUGUUUUUACCAUAAACGAGUGAGUCUAAUUAAGGUUACAUGCAUUUGUUGAACCUGCCCAUUCAUUCAAAUUUACCAACGACAUGAGGCAGCUGAUUGGUGGAGUCGACACAUAGUAUCACUGAACGUCACAGAUGGCUUCUUGAUGGCUUACGAUGCUUGCCGCAAGUCUAUUUCUUAAAACGAAGGGACACCAACCACGGUACUGAUUAAAACUAUUUUUUUAGGUCAAAAACAUGAAAAAAUCUGACAUUUCUUGUCCUGCACCUACACUUCUUCAGAGGUUGACUUGGGGGGGCACCAGAAAGCAGGGUUUAUACAGCUGUCUUUUCUUCAGACAAUGGUGUCACACCUGCUAUCAAUUGAGAGUCCAUUGAAGUGGACGUGUGGCAGUGCACCUGUGUACCAUUAAAUGUUAUGGGGUGUUGCCUGGAUUCCACAAGAGAUAUAGAGAAACGUUCAGUGAUAAGCAGGAAGGUUAACCGGAACAAAAUUUUUGGUUUGCUACUCUGCACUGGGGAAGGAAAAACAGGAUAGAAAGUUAAAGAGGGAGGAGAAAAGGGGUUAAAGGCGAAAAAAAGUUGUGCUCACACUGAAGUAUGGGAUUGGCAUAGUCGUUUUGCGAAUCCGGUUGACCGCAAAACUACAGCAGUGCCUUCGUCAUUUCCUGGUUGGAAUCUCAAAAAAAAAAAAAAGUUCCUCGUUUCGCAAUUCUGAAAUUGCCUGCUCCUAAAGCGGCCGGUUAAUGACAUGAAAGUGCUCAAAGGUGAUGUAGUGUAGAAUGACUGCUGCAUCGCUGUAUAAACGCUGCUUUGAGGUGCUCCCCCUAGUCACCCCUGAAGAAGGCAGUCACACUUUGACUUGAAGGAGGUCAGAGUGGGAUCCGAAACAUCAGGCUUUUUUCGUUGUUGUAAAGCAGAAACAAGAAGUUCGUACUCUCAAUUUUAGUUUGAUUGCUGUAAUUAUGUUUCGGUCAUAAGUUCAUUGCCAAUUGGGCAGAAUUCUGUUGAAUUUUCACCUUUAAAUUGUACAUUGAUGUGUGUACACUCACUGGUCUUUUACUAAUUGGUUGACCCCUUGGCAGGUUGUACAAUGCAAUUUUCUUGAAGCAGAAUUAAACAAGCAUGCUAAAGCAAGGUCGGUUCGUGAACAAAACAGUUUGUUUCAUUGGCAGCUAGGGGUGGUUCAUCGGUAUGCUAAAACUGUACCAAACUGAGAAGUGAGGUAGGCUUCAGCUUUAGCGGACUGAGUUUUUAAGCUUUGCUAACAGCUCUUAUGUGUCUCAUGUUGUCAAAAUUUCAUGAAUUCAUAUCAUCCGGCCUAUUUACUGCAUUGUCUCAGAGAAGUCAUCGCUUUCUAUAUAUAGGCAUUCAUCAAAUAACCCUGCUCUUGUGAUAUCGAUUAUUUUAGUGAGGUGACCAAGCGAGAAUGCAGCGUGAGCUUUAGUAUGGUCUAACAUCAGUAAGAUUUUAUUUUUGGCACAAGUGUUAAUCACGCUUGCCGAUCUCUGCUUCUUUUUCACUUUUCUCGUGCUUUCAGCUAUGCAGUCGUGCUUCUUGUGUUGUUCAUGUGUGUUGUUCACGUUUUCAAUUUCUUUUGUUUUGAACUACAGAUAUUGUAGUGAGCACUAAAGCUUUCAUUUAUUACUGACACUUGAUCUGUAAGAACAGAGCUGCUGCUUUUGUCAAAAUCAAAUAAAAGUGAAAGGUUGUUCAGAAUGAAAUUUG